UGCACAAACAGAUAAACUUUAUAUGUAAAUAUUGUUUGCGCAAAAUUCUAUAGCUGCAUUGUAGCAAGAGGGUAAGGUAAUUAGGAGGGCACUAACCUCAACUUGGAAAAUUGUAGGAACUAAGAAGGCCCCAAAUUUGAAGUCAAUUAAGUUGCAAAACGGAGUAAGGCAGUCAGAGUCAGCUACCCACCUCAACAAGAAAAGUAAAAAAUUCAGAGCCAAGCAUCCAAAUAAACCCCAAAAAUCACGAGAACAAAGAACCCUCCUUUAUCCCUCAUCUUUUGUCCAAGAAUGGAGGAGCAACAAAAUCUUUCAACUGAAACUGAACUUCACUACUGGGGUAAAACCCCAGAAGAAGAAUACUACAAGCAACAAGGAAUCAGAGCAUCCCACUCAUCCUACACCUCACCAAGAGGCCUCUCUCUCUUCACCAGGCGUUGGUUUCCAGACUCCUCCUCCCCUCCACGUAGCAUACUCUGUAUGGUCCAUGGGUAUGGCAACGACAUCAGCUGGACCUUCCAGUCUACAGCAAUCUUUCUUGCCCAGAUGGGUUUUGCAUGCUUUGGAAUUGACAUUGAAGGACAUGGCAGAUCUCAAGGACUCAAAGGUUAUGUACCCAAUGUUGAUCUUGUUGUUCAAGAUUGCCUGUCGUUCUUUAAUUUUGUCAGGCAAGAAGAUCCAAUUCUUCAUGGGCUGCCUUCUUUUCUAUAUGGUGAGUCAAUGGGUGGUGCUAUUUGUCUCCUGAUUCAUCUUGCAAACCCUAAUGGAUUUGACGGAGCAAUCUUGGUUGCUCCCAUGUGUAAAAUCGCUGAUGAUAUGAAGCCCAGAUGGCCAAUUCCUGAGGUUUUAUCAUUUGUCGCAAAAUUCUUGCCAACUUUAGCUAUUGUACCAACUGCAGAUGUUUUAUCAAAGUCAAUCAAAGUUGAGAAAAAGAAGAAAAUUGGACAAAUGAAUCCAAUGAGAUAUAGAGAGAAACCUAGACUGGGUACUGUUAUGGAGUUACUGAGGGUUACUGAAUAUUUGAGUAAAAGAAUAUGUGAUGUUAGCAUUCCUUUUAUUGUAUUACAUGGCAGGGCUGAUGUUGUUACUGAUCCAAAUGUGAGCAAAGCUUUGUAUGAAGAGGCAAAGAGUGAAGAUAAAACCAUCAAGAUUUAUGAUGGCAUGAUGCAUUCUUUGCUGUUUGGUGAGACUGAUGAGAAUAUUGAAACUGUUCGCCGUGAUAUCUUGUCCUGGUUGAAUGAAAGAUGUAAAGGAACUUAUUAGUAACUUGAUAGUCUGAGUUUGUCUAUAAGGAACUUAAAUUGCUGCUUGUUGCCUUCAUGGGCAGAGCAGCUGUUUUUAGGAGUUCAAUUACAGAAAACUUGGUCAGCACUAUAGUUUUCCUUUUCUGAUGGACUUGAUGAAUGAUUUGAAUUCACUGUGAGAUCCCAGUUCUGUUUGUUUUUUGAGUUUAA
Messenger RNA from Ricinus communis (castor bean), 1454 nucleotides. RefSeq names its product caffeoylshikimate esterase. The record is from RefSeq and is a predicted model, not a curated record. The coding region runs from base 292 to 1263 and encodes 323 amino acids. Gene Ontology annotation, molecular function: lipase activity. The transcript has a single exon. Lineage: Eukaryota; Viridiplantae; Streptophyta; Magnoliopsida; Malpighiales; Euphorbiaceae. Gene Ontology annotation, cellular component: membrane.